CCUAUAUAAACUUCGACCCGGUGCCUGGAACCUAAAUCAUAACACGCUCAGAUUUCCAACUUCGAUACCAAUUACACAAAACUCUUCAGUAUAUCGACUAUCCAGAUUUCCAACAAAUUUCAGAAACGCUUCCAAGCAUUACCACAGUAACUCCCAAUAUGUCGACAUACAGCCUUAGUGCGAAAUCUUCCAUGGAGAGCCUGCAGAGCAGCUCUUCUCUUCAGUCCGCUCCGGACAAACUCGCCCCGGCCGUCACAGGACCCAUGGUCUGGAAAGGCUCCGAGCUGCAUCCGGCCAAAUACGUCCUCACGCUUGACGCGUCCGAGGUCGAGAACAUCAGGUCCGCAGUUAUCUCCUUCAAGCUGCUCGGUCUCCCUCGAAGCGAGAUCAACAAAUCCACCUUCCCUUUGACCUCCGCGCUGGCCAGUAAGCUUUCGGCCAUCAGCACCGCUAUCCACCGGGGCUCUGGUGUUGCGGUCCUCCGAGGUCUCGAUGCGGCAAACUUCAACGACGAAGAGGCUACCAUCGCCUUCGCUGGUGUCUCCUCAUACGUGUGCGCCCUCCGCGCGACAGACUCGUAUGCCAAUCAGACUCUAAGCCACGUCCGAGACGCCACCCACGACACCGUUCCAGAGUGGGCUCGGAAUAUCGGUCUUGCCGGUUCCAAGAUCACGUCCGCGAUGGACUUCCACAGCGACCGCUUCUCCGGCGAUAUCCUCGCGCUGCAUGUGCGGGACGACGGUGGUGUCCGCAGCGGCGGUGAGCAGUACGUGGCCAGCUUCUGGCAGAUCUACAACGAGCUGCUGGAGAAGGACCCCGCUAUUCUCGAGACCAUGGCCACGGCGAACUGGCCCUUCGAGCUAAAGCAGAAGGACCGUGAGCCUUACCUCGAGCUUGGCCCGACGCUCUUCUUCUCUAAGGGCAAGCCCAUGUGCCAGCUCGUCAAGGCGCCGCUCCUUGGGAGCCCGCGCAUUCCGCGCGAUCCCAAGAUGCCCGCUCUCUCGGCGGAGCAGAUGCACGCCUUACACGCUGUGGAGGAGCUCGCCAAGCAGUUCUGCACGCAGCUCGACCGGCAGAAGGGCGACAUCCAGUUCAUCAACAACCUGAGCAUUAUGCACGCCCGCGCUGCUUAUGGCGCCGGCCAGAAGCGCAGCACUCGGCAUCUCCUGCGCAUGUUCCUCCGUGAUCCCGCCGAGGCGUGGGAGAAGCCAGCCAGCUUCAAGACGAACUUCGAUGAUCCGUUCACUCCUGGCCGACAGCAGAAUCUGCCGGUCGUGGACUCGGAUCCUUGGCGCAAGAUCAGCGGCCGUGAGAGCCAUGGCUAGGUUAGCCGUCAUGAAGAUCGCUGCGGGUGGCUAUAGUCUGUCCGAUUGCACGUUAGCGUGGGAGGCCCAUAGUCAUUUGCACCCAUAACUGGAGUAUGGGACGGGUUGGUGGAAUACUGCAUUUAGGGUGGCUUGUUCACAAUGUCUUAUUGCGGUGGCAGGUACGAU
This is a messenger RNA of Trematosphaeria pertusa, 1493 nucleotides long. RefSeq names its product Clavaminate synthase-like protein. Lineage: Eukaryota; Fungi; Ascomycota; Dothideomycetes; Pleosporales; Trematosphaeriaceae. Bases 159 to 1325 code for a protein of 388 amino acids. The record is from RefSeq and is a predicted model, not a curated record. The transcript is spliced from 4 exons. Gene Ontology annotation, molecular function: oxidoreductase activity.